Messenger RNA from Tachysurus fulvidraco (yellow catfish), 887 nucleotides. RefSeq lists its product as uncharacterized. Gene Ontology annotation, biological process: adaptive immune response. Gene Ontology annotation, molecular function: signaling receptor activity. The record is from RefSeq and is a predicted model, not a curated record. Gene Ontology annotation, cellular component: membrane. Lineage: Eukaryota; Metazoa; Chordata; Actinopteri; Siluriformes; Bagridae. The transcript is spliced from 4 exons. The coding region runs from base 117 to 716 and encodes 199 amino acids.
ACCCUACUGAUGUCAGCACAUUUGCCUUACAGACCUUUACAGAUGUGGUUAUUUCCUGUUAUGCUUAUAUGUAGCAGCACACGGUAUGAAGUAGGUUUAGUUUUGCUGAUAAAGCCAUGAUGUCAAAACUGACUAUAACUUUAUACUUUACUGCUGCUUUGGUUGUCUACAACAUUCAAGGAGCAGACUCUGAGAGGAAGAAAGGUUUUGAAAAGAUGAAAAAGGGGGAAAACUUUACAAUGAAAUGCAAUACAAUGGACAAGCAAACAGAUACUUUAAAUAUAUAUUCAAGACUCCCUAGCAAGCAUAUAGUGCUGGCCUAUGACAUACAAAGGAACGUCUGUACUUUUGGUCCUAAAUACAAAAAAAGAAUGACAAUCAGUGGCACUGCAAAAAAACUAACUGUGACAAUUACAGACAUGCAGCCAAAUGAUUCUGGACUUUACAUAGGCCACUAUACAAAAUUUGAUAUAACAAAAGGUGUAGAAGAAGGAGAAGAAGGCUGCAGCAGUCUCCUGUUUGUGAAUGAUGUGGAUAAGACCGUACCCACUGAAAAAUCAACUAGUAAUAUGUCACCUGCUAUGUCUGAGCCACUGGUGCUGGUCUUUGCCCUGAUUGCAUGCACUAUAUUUUUGGUUUGUUUCCUGAAGAUGUGGAUGUGUGUACCCAAGGCCCUCAAUCUCAGAGUCAGCAGGUCCGUCCAGUUGGUCGCAUGAUUCAGCUGUCUCACCCAACUCCCUACAUGAGGCCUGUUUCAGCUGAACUUUUGACUUUCACUUCCUCACACAUUGUUGAUCAGAGAGCUCAGACUGACUAGGCCUGAUAGUAAAAGUAACCAGACUCAGUGCUAAGUCUAUGAAUACAAUAAACUUCUUUUCUUGUUUACA